AUGUUUGGUCGAUCUCUCACGGCAGCGUUGGCGAUCGCACUUGCUGUCAAUGGCGGCCAAGCAAGACAGCCGGCUCGAGAUCCUUCCAGACAUCACACCCACCAUGCCGGAUCUGGACCGAUUGAUACAUCGAAUUAUCGAUUUCUAACGGACAAGACCAAACAGUCUACCGGACGUUCAUUUCGAGUUGGGGAGAUGUACUCGGGGUUUAUGCCGAUCCGUGAAAAUGCUUCGUUGUUUUAUAUUUUCCAGCCGAAGAUCGGGGAACCAAGCAACGAUCUCACGAUUUGGCUGAAUGGUGGACCGGGAUGUAGUUCAAUGCAGGGCUUCUUGCAGGAGAACGGCCGCUUUACCUGGCAACCCGGCACCUACGAACCAGUCAUUAACGAGUAUUCAUGGGUUAAUUUAACCAAUAUGUUAUGGGUCGACCAACCGGUUGGAGUUGGGUUCUCAAACGGUACACCGACUGCUACCAGCGAGGAGGACAUCGCGGCCGAUUUCAUCAACUUUUUCGAAGAGUUUCAAGAAGCAUAUGGUAUCAAGAACUUCCGAAUCUUCUUAACUGGUGAAAGUUAUGCGGGCCGGUAUGUGCCCUACAUAUCCGCCGCGAUGCUCGACAAGAAUGAUACCGAGCACUUCAAUCUCAGCGGAGCUCUGAUGUAUGAUGCGUGCAUCGGCCAGUGGGAUUACAUCCAGGCUGUACUCCCCUCUUACCCCUUUGUUGAACAACAUGCUGAGCUGUUCAACUUUAACCAAUCGUUUAUGGGGGAGCUGCAAGAUACCUACGAACAAUGCGGUUACAAGGAAUACUUCGAGGAGUAUUUCACUUAUCCGGCCUCUGGAGUGCAGCCCCCCAAAGAAAUGGUCUACGACGAGUGCGACAUCUACAACAUGAUUUACUACGAAGCUUUUAAUCCGAACCCAUGCUGGAGUCCCUACAAGAUCACCCAAACAUGUCCACUCUUAUGGGAUGUCCUGGGCUUCCCCACAGACCUUGCCUACCAACCGGGUCCUGCAACCUAUUUCAACCGCACAGAUGUGAAGAAGGCUCUGCACGUCCCUCAAGAUAUCGACUGGGAGCUCUGCAGCGUUGACGGUGUCUUUGUGAGCGACAAACCCGGACCCGAGCAACAAUACGACGAGUCUGUGAAUCCCACAGAGCAUGCCCUGCCACGGCUGAUUGAGGCGACCAACCGGGUUCUGAUCUCGAACGGAGAUUGGGAUUAUCUUAUCAUCACGAAUGGAACGUUGCUGGCGAUCCAGAACAUGACCUGGAAUGGCGAGCUCGGCUUCCAGAAUCGUCCCACUACCCCCAUUAAUAUCGACAUGCCUGACUUGCAAUACGCUGCGGUGUUUGAUGCACAGCAGGGAUAUAGCGAUUUGGAUGGCCCACAGGGGUUAAUGGGGGUUCAACACUAUGAGCGUGGUCUGAUGUUUGCGGAAACCUUCCAAGCGGGUCACCGACAGCCCCAGGAUCAAGGCCGAAUGUCUUAUCGCCAUGUUCAGUGGUUGUUUGGUGAUGAUGAGCAUCUUUGA
Penicillium mononematosum is the source of this 1536-nucleotide messenger RNA. RefSeq lists its product as uncharacterized. NCBI's taxonomy places the organism in Eukaryota, Fungi, Ascomycota, Eurotiomycetes, Eurotiales, Aspergillaceae. Gene Ontology annotation, molecular function: serine-type carboxypeptidase activity. The transcript has 4 exons. Bases 1 to 1536 code for a protein of 511 amino acids. The record is from RefSeq and is a predicted model, not a curated record. Gene Ontology annotation, biological process: proteolysis.